AUGGCCGCUCUCGCACCUCCCCCGGCCCCUACCCUGGCAGACCUGCCCCUCGAACAACUCAGCCUCUACCAUGUCGUCGACCCCUGUUUAUCGUCGAUUCUCGUGUUCUAUGGAGCUGUCUCCACCGUGAAUGCCACCGUCAGCAGCUCCCGCAUUCAAGCUCAUAUCUUCACACCGGCCGGCUUCCAAAGCUACCCCAGAAUAACGGUCUCUCCUGCUGCCCCGGUGUAUGCAGCUGUCAAACACCUGCCUCGCGACAAGCAAGGCGACGAGGUUUCUCGUGGACUUGCCGUCAGCAUGUUGAGAUACUUCGCCGAGCUCUCGGAGCCGGCUAAAAACCGGCUGGCGGGUCUCGCUCGAAUCGGACGACCAGGGGGCAAGAUCCCUAAGAUGUUCGAUGAGAUGCAUGCAGCCGAUGUGGCCAACCGAAUGGUCAAAGUGGAGGAUUCAUCGGAAAUAAUUCACGACAUUCGGAGUGCCUAUCAAGAGCGGCGAGUGCCGUGGAUUGACAUCGACGUGAUUCUUCCCGCGGGCACCAUACAAGCGCCCCAGCGACGUGGCAGUGAAAGCUCAGACCUUGACACUCAGAAUCCCCAGUACGGACCAUACACACCCCUCAUAGAAGCAUUGGGCGAUCCCAUGUUCUUGCCCACAUCUCGAUUAAAGCGCGCACCAUCUCAGCCCACCAAUGUCAGCAAAUCGCGGUUGUUCGCAAGAAGCCAAAAGGAGGCCCUGCGCUUGACCAUGUGUGAGCUCGUGGACACGGAGGAGAGAUACGUCGCCAAGUUGUACUCCCUCGUUCACGAAGUGGCCGAUGAGUUCAUACAGAAAGCUCAAGCGCGAAGACCCUCAAGCACAAGUCCCGAUGAGGCAGCUUUGGCAGCACUAUUUCCUCCAUGCCUGCGUGAAAUUCUGGAGGUCAACCUUGGUUUCUUGAAUGUCAUCCGACAAGUACUUGAUGACACAGAGAAAGAAGCCAUUACGGACAUUGGGCAGGACACAGAGCUUCCUUCGCGGGGUCUACCCAGGGAUAGAAAGGAUGCACUGGGAGCCGUGGAGUUUGCGAAAGCUCUCUUCGAAUGGCUACCCCGAUUCUCACAGCCAUACGGGGACUACAUGCGAGCGCAUACCGGCUUCACCCAGACCCUGAACCUGUUCAUGAAGGACAAAAACUCCAGCUUCUCGAAAAGGGUGUAUGAAACAGGAGAACAGAGAUUGCGCUCUUUGCUUAUGGAGCCCGUCCAGCGACUUCCUCGGUACAGUUUGUUGAUUGACACGAUGACAAGCAAUCUCCCACUGGUUCACCCUGCUGUGCGAACCUUGUUAAAAGCACGAGAUGUUGUAAAGGACAUAUGUGCGCUUGAAAACGACUCGCCGUCAAGCCAUGCUCAAAGCCUCGACCGAUUGAGAGAGCUUGUCAAUGGAUGGCCAGCUCGGACGUUUCCUGAGGGUCGGUUGAUUACUGCAGUUGACUUUAACGAGGUGGUCCCUCCUUUCCAGUUGGAGCAACCAUCCGGCCAAAGUGCAGGAAUAAUGCUCCUCUACAAAAAUUGCAUGGUCCUUUUGGCCAAAUCCGACGAAAGCCGAGCUACGGCACGUGGAGUGCUGGCUGAUAUUGAUAAUGCAGCCUCGUCAACGUCAGACAUGCCCAUGUCUCUCCCACCGUCAGACUUACAAGUUGUGCAAGUACUGGACUUUCACAAUGUUCGUUGUAUGCAGUCCCAAUGUGGCCGAAUAAUGUACAUUCUGCCUGUAUCCGCCAAGACAGCAUCGUCUGAGUCAAAUUCUGGAGCAGACUUGAUUGCAUUGGAAUUGGCCACGACAUAUGAAGGCAAAGCCAGCAGGUUGAUCGAAGAGAUAUCAAAGGCCAAGAUCGAAGGUAGAUUCCCCGAAAGCGAAAGAGAAGGAGGAAAAUGGACGCUCAGAAGUCCUCCAACGGGGGCCGCUAGUAAUGUCGGAAUCCUGGCCUGCGUUUGUGAAGAUGGCCAAACUGCCGCACUGAACCCUAUCCACCCAUCCCCGAUACGAGUUGUUUUCGAUACCUCAAAAACUACUUGUAGCCAAAUACUGAAGGGCUCCAACCUGGAAGUCGUGAUAUCGAUAUCUCCACCGAACGGAGAUCAUCAAUACAGACUGGACGUUGAAUCGGUGGUUGGCUUUGGAUCCGCGGAUUUGAUCACAGUGGAAACUUUUAUUCCUACCCUUGCAAGGCGCCUUCAAUAUCUUCUGUCCCCACUGCGUAGCACUCGAAACCCGGUUCUCACGGAACCAUUGGUCCGUUCCAACUUCGAAAUCCUACGUUACGUGGCUAGCAGCUUGACUGCGCAAGUGAAAUCCUCGCGAGGCUUCCGGCCACCUUCACCCACCAAACUUAUCUCUAACCUUCUGGGAGGGAGUCGUGACAGUGCCCCUAGUUCCAAAGGUCCAGGAUCGGCCACUCUCACGGGUGAAUUUCCGAAAAUUCUCCCGCCCCGAGGCCAACUGUCACGAUCAAAUACUUUGCCAUCAACUUUCCCUGGGAAAGAUAAAGACAAAGACAAAGACAGGGAAAGAGAGAAGGAGAAAGAGAAAGAGAAGGAAGAAGGCAACAACAAGAUAUCAGUCGUUGGAGCUUCAACCUCUAAGGGAUUGGACACCCAAUUCGGGCUGUUAGAGCAGACAUUCGCAGCUUUUGUGCUUUCUCUGCAAUCUCGGAGUGGAAAUAUCUUGGGCCGCAUGCUUCGGGUUAGAGACCACGUUGACCGAGCUCCAGUCAAUGAGCUUUACAACAUUCUUUUGGAGGACCCAAGCAGGAUUCAAGCAGCCGCAGAAGUGCCUGUCGAUACUCUCUUUGUUGCGUUUGAAACGUUUUUGGCCAACGCCUGGCACCAGAGCAUGGGCCCUAUUUUGAGCUCAUCUUCGCUGAAGUGGGUUCAGAGUCAGUUCGAUACUAUGAUCCCACGCGAUUUCGACGAUCAAUUCCGAAAAUUCCUAGCAGACAUGACUCCACAGAACAGACGUGCUCUCGGCGCAAUCAUUCGCUUGCUCGCAGAGCUGCUUGAUGCGUCGGGGAAUGACGGUGAUCGAGGUGCUUUAACCAUGGCGUUCGCUGAGGUUCUCACCGAAGAUGGCGAUCCUAGUCACCAUGUCUCCUUGCUUGACCGACUUGUCGAAGACUUCGACGUACUCUUUGAAGAUUUCAUCCCUGGUGGCACCUCAGUGGAGGGCACUUUGACUUGUGGUCAGUCCAAAGGACACAACACGGGGUCAGUAGGUUCGAACUCAUCCUCUUUCCGAAAGCGCUUUGGAUUUGGAUCACACAAGGAAAGCUCGAAGCAUGAAGGCGAAGGAAAGGUAGCAUCCAUCCUACGAACGUUGAGCAAAAAGCAAAGUCCUGCGGGAUCAGAGCCCAACACCCCUAAGGGUAGCCUAAUUCGCUCAAAGUCAACUGAUGUGGAUGCUCGCCUCGGAUUCCUGCGUCCCACUUCCAGUGACCGUUCAUACGGCUUUGCAUCGGAAGAAACAAUUUCAAGACCAGGUACAGGUCAUGAACAGCCUCCCUCUCUCUCAUCCUUCCGAGGCUUCUCCGAGGAUCGCGUGCCCAGAACUCGCAGGAAGCGAAGGAGCUCGUUGUCAGACCUUCGGCCACCUACAGCAUCUUCAGAUGCCUCAAGCAUUUCUCCAACCCAACAGCUACGCCCGACGACCCCCUCAAGCUACACACGUGGUGAUGUGGUCACUCCAACCAAGCAAUCCAGACCUCAAAGCAGUUAUAUCCCUGUCUCGCCUAUGCGUGGUCAAUCCCCAAUGCGCUCCCAAUCACCGGCAAAGUCUAGCUCUCCUUCAAGAUUGGGAUCGCCCAUUCGCCGAAUGUCACCACCUCGUCCGUCCACGCCGAGCAAGAAGGAAAAUAUUGACCCUAGAACGCCAUACACGGAGCGGACAACCAAAUCCAGGAGGGAUGUUUCGGAAUCGCCUGGCGAAGAAGCAAAGAGGGGACCUCGUGCAUCCAGUAUCCCUCAACGAACCCCAGGCCUCCGAGAGCGACCAGCCAACAAUGGAUCGGAGAACAAGCGGCCUCAGUCAUCGUCCUCUUCUCAGAAGCCGCAGAGAGCACGGAUGCAAAGUCCACAGAAGUUGCGCGAGCGCGUCCAACUGGAAAAGAAGACCCAAUAUGCUACUCAACUAGGCUUGAGAGAUGAGAUUUCUGCAAUCAGUGACGAACUGCGAUCUUUCAAGCUCACACCCCCAAGAGAACUCAGCCCUAUGGAUCUGAGCUUCAGCUUUGACCGUGAAGACAGCCAUGCAUCUUCUGCGACUACUGCGUCCCUCGAAGCUCGCAUGCGCAACAUUGAAGCCAAAUUUGACAUGCUGACAGCCGAAUGCAAUGGGCGCACAUCGGCUAUUGAGAAAGACCUGGAAUCUUCGUUGGUUCUUAGCGAGAGGCGCGUGAAGAAAUUGGACGAGCUGUAUCGGGAAGCAAGUGCGGAAAACGAGGCUCUCUACGAUCGAUUCAACACCGAGCUCAGCAAAGUUGCCAAGGAUGUCCGAUCGGGACAUGCCGAAGAUGCCCUGAAGUCUCAGCUUGCUAGUGCCUUGGACGAGAUUGGCCGUGUCAAGAAAGAGAACUUCCGCCUGAAGCGAGAAGUCGGAGGUCUUCGGGCUCAAUCGGCUGCCCAUGCGCUGCUCAAAGCGAGCGAGCAAUAA
Penicillium olsonii is the source of this 4686-nucleotide messenger RNA. The record is from the annotation of a GenBank genome assembly. NCBI's taxonomy places the organism in Eukaryota, Fungi, Ascomycota, Eurotiomycetes, Eurotiales, Aspergillaceae.